AUGGCCGUUGCCCUCUUCCGAAGCUUUGGCAAUCUGCUCGCGUCUGGCCAAGCCCCGCCAGAGCUGCGGGCAUACAUCGGGAGUGCGAAGGGCACCGCGCUACGGAAGAUUGCCAGAGAUGGGGCAGCGGACACUAGGCCCGCGUGUUCUGGAGAAACCAUUCGGCGAUUUGUCAGCAAGAUCAUGUUAGGAACGGAGCUGCAUUCGUUGGGAGAGUAUUUGUUGCCGCACCAGUUUGCCGUGGGCGUCAAGGCUGGGGCCGAGGUGAUGCCGCAUUUGGCGCGCCAGGGGUGCGAUGAUGACGCCAACGACCCAGACAAGUUCUUAAUCAACUACGACGAGGGCAAUGCACGCAACGAGGCGGAGGCCGCCGAGCUGCGCGGGCGUGUCUCUUCCCUCGAGGCGGCGGCCGCCGCGGAGGCGGAGGUCCGCGCGGCCCUCUCCGCGGACCUUGCGGCCUCGCGCGCGGAGGCGGCGCGCUCGGCGGAAGGCCCCUGCCAGCGCUGCGGCGGCGGGAUGGUCAGCGGCGGUGCUCUCGUGGCGGAGAAUGUCUGCCUGGAGGCGAAGCUCCGGUCCCACAAGGCCCUGAUCCAGAAGCAGCAGCGGGUGAUCGCAGAGCACGAGGCGUGGAGCUUGCUGGUGUUUCGGGUGCUCUUCAUGAUCCUCCUGGUGUUCGUGCCGUCGGUUCUCCUGAGCCUGGUCUUCCUGGUGGUCUUCCUGAUUCUCUCCAUGGGCCCGCAGAUCUUCCUGGUGUUCUUCAUGAUUCUCCUCAUCGUCUCCCUGGUUUUCGUGCCGAUCAAUUUCCUGAGCCUGUUCGUUCCGCUCCUGGGCCUGGUCUUCUGGAGCGUCAUGUGGGUCGUGCUGAUCCUCCUCCUGCUGGUCUUCCGGAUUCUCUGCUCGAUCUUCCUGGUGUUCGUGCCGAGGUUCUUCCAGGGCCUGAUCGUUCGGUUCUCGAGCCUGUUCUCUGGGAGCCCGGCCAUCGUGAUCCUCCUGGUGUUCCUGCCGUCGGUUCUCCUGAGCCUGAUCUUCCUGGUUGUCUUCCUGAUUCUCCUCAUGAGCUCCCAGAUCUUCCUGGUGUUCUUCCUGAUUCUCUUCGUCGUCUCCCUGGUUUUCGUGCCGAUCCAUUUCCAGAGCCUGAUCGUGCAGUUCCUGAGCCUGGUCUUCUGGAGCUUCAUGUGGGUCGUGCUGAUCCUCCUCAUGCUGGUCUUCCUGAUUCUCUCCUCGACCUUCCUGGUGUUCGUGCUGAAGUUCCUCCAGAGCCUGAUCGUUUCUUUCUCGAGCCUGUUCUUUGGGAGCCAGGCCGUCGUGUGGGACCUGGCGAGCCUGGGGAAGUCGUUCAAGAUUCUGGUAUGGACCUUAAUGACCUUCAGCGUAUGCUUGACUCGAUGUUUGAGAAGCUCUGCGAGAGUAUCGAUCGUGUGCUUCAUCUUCCUGAAGAUUGUGGAAUUCAAUCUGUCCAACAUCCUGAAAGCCUUCGCGCUGACUCUUCGGCCUCUUCUGUUCCUGCAGAUUCUCUUAUCCGACCUGGUCGUACUGCUUCGGUCUCUGAGUUGGAACGUUGUCGGAAGCUUCUGCGCGAUGGUGGAAAUUACCUAUGGCGAGGUCCUCUUCCUGGCAGUACUGAGCCUCGCCGAUCCCGACCCCUCGACCGUGGAGUUAACAGAUGGUUAA
Messenger RNA from Prorocentrum cordatum, 1671 nucleotides. Lineage: Eukaryota; Dinophyceae; Prorocentrales; Prorocentraceae. The record is from the annotation of a GenBank genome assembly.